ACUCGCGAGGUAAAAUAAAAGUUCGAUGCGUUUGCGGACGAAAUACGGGAAAUCUAUCGGCACGCCUCACAGCUAGAACCGAUGGGUAAAUAUUCAACGCACGCGGGUUCUUCGACGUCGUCGUCGAAGCAAAGCAACCAGCACCGAGAGUUGGAACAGCUCGGAAUCGAUCUGCUGCAGGAAUGCAAAAAAUGCAUCGACGUGAAUCGCCUUUCGAGGAACUUGCGGGAACGAUUGGAACGAUUGCCGCGCAAAAUGCGGAAGGAGGUGGUGAAACGCACCAGCGAAGGAUGUUCCCCGCUCUUCAUCGCCUGCCGCCGUGGCAACGUUGAGAUCACCGAGUAUCUCAUCACCGUCUGCGCUGCCAACAGCGAGCAGAAAGGGAUGUACGAGGUGCCCGAGGACCGCUCGGUGCACUGCGUUACCCCGCUCUGGUGCGCCUGUGUGUCCGGGAAACUGCCCGUCGUCAAGUGUCUCGUAAGGCUCGGUUCCAACAUUAACGCACUGUCCGAUACCGGAUCUACACCGCUCAGAAGCGCCUGCUUUAUGACCCACAUCGAUAUCGUCCAAUUUCUGGUCGAGAAUGGAGCAGACAUCCGGAAGCCGAACUACAACGGUGGUACCUGUUUGAUCAAUUCGGUCCAAUCCGUGAGCCUGUGCACCUAUCUUAUCGGCAAGGGCGCUGAUGUGAAUGCGCGCGAUAUACAGGAUAAGACGGCACUGCACUACGCGAUUCAAGAGCAUCGUCUCGAGACGACACAGCUCCUGCUGGAACAUGGAGCGGAUCCCUUUGCCAAGUCACGCUACGGCGAUGAUGCAUUGCAGACGGCGUGCCUGAAGGGAGCGCACCUCAUCUUUGACUAUCUCAAGAUUUACGUCCGGUACUCGUACGAGCAGCUUGCCGAUGCACACGAGUUGAUAGGGUCGACGUUCAUCGACGAUCUGAACGAGACGCGCGUGGCGAUGCUCCACUGGCGCAUGGCCCAUCAUAUUCGCCACCGUGAGGAGUACAUUCCCAAGCGGCCAGCAGUGCAAACGCGGGCAGCCUAUGGUCAUGCGGUCGAGUUUACGACCAUUGCCGAGCUGGACAACAUCGCGGCGGACGUUGAUGCGAUGCGCGUCCAAAGCCUACUCAUCUAUGAACGCAUUCUUGGCAUCGAGCAUAAGGAUACGCUUUUCCGCUUGAUGUACCGCGGGGCUUCGUAUGCGGAUGCCCAUCGUUUUCAGCGUUGUAUCGACCUGUGGCUGUUGGCAUUGCAGGUGCGCGUCCAGAAGUAUUCUAUUCUCUACUCCGACACCUGCCUAACGGCACAGGCGAUCGUACGGUUGAUGCUGGAUCUGCUAGAAAAGUACAAUGAAGCACAAGGAAACGAGUUUGUGGAUUUGCGGCCACGCUUUGAGGAUGUGUACGCCGUGUUUACCAUUCUCACGGCCAACAUCAAGGAAGCGCUGAGACUCAUCAGCAUCCGGCCGGUACACCGGAAGCAGCAGGAAAACUUUGAUCGCAUACUAAAAUGCCUCACCCAUCUGAUGCAUCUGAUGCUGGCGACGGCCAAAACACCGGAAGAUCAUGCCGCAAUUUAUCGGUCCGUUCGUGAGAUUGUAGCGAGCAAAAUCCGCAGUGCGAUCACUAGCGACACCUUGCUGCAUCUGUCGCUGUCGCGCCUGAACGUGAUCAAAAGUGGAUACUUCAGCGACGAUACUCAUUCCAGUCGGCCCACGUUUCCUAGUUUGGGCGUGGUACGGCUAUUGCUCGAUUGUGGGGCCGAUGUGGGAGCCAAAAACGAAUCCAAAUCCACGCCACUUAUUAUCGCUGCGCUUCCUUACAACUACGAGCGUGACGUUGUCUAUAUGCUGCUAGAGGCCGGUGCGGAUCUGGACGAACCGAACAGCAAUGACGAUAGGCCGCUAAUCCACAUCGCGCUUAAUCCGAUCAACGACAUACCGCUAAUGAAAUACAUGUCGCUCAAGUGUCUCUGCUCGACGAUUAUCGCGCGCUUCGGCAUACCGUAUCGCAACCAAAUUCCUCGUACUCUGGAAGAGUUUGUCAAGCGACAUGAGGCGUAAAUGGCAGGGGACCUGUGGAAUGUGGAUGGAAUGGUAAAUUUCUUCAAUUAUUUUAACAAACUUGUGAUCUUUUCGUUGCCGACAGCAAUGCAUUCUCCAUCCGUGUGUGUGUGUGUGUGUGCCCUGGAGUGAUGAAAGUUCCCUGGAGGACACUCAGGCCGCGACGGUUAGGGAUAAGAAGUAGUAACCAAAUUCAAGAAUCCACCUGUCAAUUGAUGCGACGCGAUGCUUUUGUGUGUAAUAGUGCGUAUCUGUGUGGCAUCACCAAGUGAGUAAUCUUAAAUCCCCUUUAAUCUUAGCUCCUUUCCCAGUGGCCUAUGAUCGUAAUGGCUCUCUAUAAUUGGCGUACGAAUGAUUACGAAUUAGCGAUAGUGUGACAGAAGUCCUCUGUAAGGAAAAGUGAAUCUAGCACGACCCUAGUAGGUAUCUAGCGAACGAUCUCCUGCUAGACAGGCCAAGAUCACCGAUAGCACCGAAGCUACUGAUGAAGCAGAACGCUUAACGGGAUCCCACGUAAUCCAACCGGAAUUGUCUGUAUCCGAUGCUCACUACGAUAGCGAUAGUCAAUGUUAUAAUGCAACCCAGUGGUAUUAGAAGGCAACACAGAGGCUACCCUGACACGUGUUUGGUAAUAAAGCAAAGAAACUCAGCAUUACUAUUUAGGUGGCGCGGCCCCCACCAACAGCACAAUUAACCACGAUAUAGCAAUGGGCGAGCAGUAGAACGAGUUAAAGCAUUAAAGGCAACGCGUUUGGCCGAUAUACAACCGAUAACCAAACCGUACCCACGUAUGCCGUAGCAAAAGACAUUCAGCAACAAUGAAACAAUAAAGUAUAACGGGGUUUGUGCCCGAUUGAUGUGAGUUAUAUACGCUAUCUAUU
This is a messenger RNA of Anopheles darlingi, 2948 nucleotides long. RefSeq names its product protein fem-1 homolog C (gene m-cup). Lineage: Eukaryota; Metazoa; Arthropoda; Insecta; Diptera; Culicidae. The coding region runs from base 82 to 2067 and encodes 661 amino acids. The transcript is spliced from 3 exons. The record is from RefSeq and is a predicted model, not a curated record. Gene Ontology annotation, molecular function: protein binding.